Molecule: messenger RNA, 1022 nt
Organism: Selaginella moellendorffii
Lineage: Eukaryota; Viridiplantae; Streptophyta; Lycopodiopsida; Selaginellales; Selaginellaceae
Product: probable carboxylesterase 17
Exons: 1
Coding region: 1-975 (324 amino acids)
Molecular function (GO): hydrolase activity
Source: RefSeq, a predicted model, not a curated record
AUGGCGGAGAAUGUGGCUCGCGAUCUUGUUCUUCCAGGCGCGACACUUCACGCGGAUGGAUCUUUCUCGCGCCAGGCUAUCCGUCAUCCUGUUUCAGCGAGAUCGGAUUCAUCUAGUUCGAUUGUUUCCAGGGAUGUGACCAUCGACGAUGGCCUCGGCCUGUGGGCGAGGAUCUUCCUGCCCAAGCGGCUCAAAGGCGAAUGCGUGGAUCCAAAUGCCCUAAAAUCCCCAGUGCUGAUGUACUUCCAUGGCGGUGGCUUCGUCGCGAUGAGCGCUAGCUUCUUUGGUUUUCAUGACUUCUGCGAGGAGAUUUCCAGGUGGCUGGGAGUGCUCGUCGUCUCCGUGGAAUACCGACUAGCGCCCGAGAAUCGCCUCCCAGUGGCGUACGAGGAUGGAUUUGCGGCGCUCAAGUGGCUGGGACAAGAUCAGGGAGGGCUCAGCGACCCAUGGCUCGCGGCCCAUGCCGAUCUCUCCAGCGUGUUCUUGGUGGGGGAUAGCUCUGGUGCCAAUCUCGCGCAACAUUUGAGCGUCCGGGCGGCCGCUCCUGCGAGCUGGGGCGAUCUGGGACCCGUGCGAAUCGUGGGCCGCGUGUUGAUCCAGCCCACUUUCGCGAGCGUGGCGAGGAAGCCGUCGGGGAUGCUGCGCGACGAUCCAAGCAAGGUCUCGCCCAGCACGCUGAUGAUGGAUCGGUUCUGGGAGCUGGCUCUGCCGAUUGGGGCGAGCAGAGAUCAUCCUUUCUGCAACAUCGCGGUGGCAAGGGGCGAUCUUGCGGGGAUCCUCCUGCCCCGGACGCUUGUCGUUGUGGGAGGGCUGGAUGUUCUUCGCGAUCACGGCGUGGAGUACUCCGGGAUUCUCCGCGAGUGUGGCAAAAAUGUCAAGCUUGUUGAGUUUGAGAGCUGUGAUCACGCAUUCUACUUGAACGGUAGUACGGAGAGCACGUCCAAACUCAUGGAUUCCUCGUUCUUACACGACUAGAUGCGUGAACUUGCAGUACGGAUAAAGCUUUAUUUUAUGUACGGACA